Messenger RNA from Gastrolobium bilobum, 849 nucleotides. Its product is annotated as plant cysteine oxidase 2-like. NCBI's taxonomy places the organism in Eukaryota, Viridiplantae, Streptophyta, Magnoliopsida, Fabales, Fabaceae. Gene Ontology annotation, molecular function: oxidoreductase activity, acting on single donors with incorporation of molecular oxygen, incorporation of two atoms of oxygen. The transcript is spliced from 5 exons. The record is from RefSeq and is a predicted model, not a curated record. Bases 1 to 849 code for a protein of 282 amino acids.
AUGGAGGCAGGUUUGGUGGAGCAGGGUAGGGACAGAGUUGGACAUGUUAACAAGGUUGGUUAUGUGAAAAGGGUCAUAGCUAAGAAGAGGAAGCCUUAUCGCAGGGUCAAGAGGCCUGUGUUGACGGUCUCUAAGACACUUCAAGAGCUAUUUGAUUCAUGCAGGGACACGUUCAAAGGCCCUGGCACGGUUCCUUCACCACAACAUGUUCAAAAACUGUGUCACAUCCUUGAUUACAUGGAGCCAGAAGAUGUUGGGCUAUGUAGAGAUCUGCAGUUCUUCAAGCCUGGAAAUAUCAUCAAAGAGAACCAAAGGGUCACUUACACAACAAUAUACAAGUGUGAUGAUUUCUCACUAUGCAUCUUUUUCCUACCUGAAACAGGAGUCAUUCCUCUCCAUAACCAUCCAGGCAUGACUGUUUUCAGCAAGCUUCUAUUAGGACAAAUGCACAUUAAGUCUUAUGAUUGGUUUGAUCCUGAGGCCUCUGAAAACUUGUUACAACAACCAUCUAAAUUGAGAUUGGCAAAGUUAAAAGCUGAUAAUGUCUUCACAGCACCAUGUGAUACUUCUGUGUUGUAUCCAACAACAGGAGGCAAUAUCCAUGAAUUCACAGCCAUAACUCCAUGUGCUGUGCUUGAUGUCAUUGGUCCUCCUUAUUCCAAAGCAGAUGGCAGGGACUGUACAUAUUACAAAGAUCACCCUUAUGCUCCAUUUCCCAAAGAAAAGAUUGCUAAGGUGAAAGAGGAAAAUGAUAGAUAUGCAUGGUUGGAAGAAAUUGAGAUGCCAGAAAAUUCUCAAAUGGAUGGAAUUGAAUACCUGGGUCCUCCCAUUACUGAUUCAACCUUUUAG